AUGACUCUUCCAUAUGUAAUAAUUCCAGAACACGAUAUUGAGAGUAGACUCGAAAGUAUGCAUGGUCCAGCAACCGAAUAUAAAUGUGGAAAUGGACUAAAGCCUAGUCAAGUUUCGCAUUUUACUCCUGGUCAAUCCGUUGAUUUCGAAUGGGCGAUGGGAGCUGCACGUGAGGGUAUAUGUUAUCUCGAUAUUUCAACUACUGGUAGAUUUUAUACAAUUGGCACUAUUAAAGAUUGCGCCAAUGAAAGUGAUGGAUCUUUCAAAUCCACGAUUCAAUUACCAAGUGGCGUAGAAUGCGAGCGUUGUACGUUACGCUUCAGAUGGAUGCCAGCGUCAUCCGGUGACACUUUUAUGAAUUGCGCUGAUAUUUCAAUUUCUUCUGAUAAAGAGACCAAAACUCCAAGCCAGCCAAAGCGAAAAAGAAACAACAACAAAUCACGUAACCUUAAUAAGAGAAAGCCAAGUCUAUUAGACGAUUCAUUUUUUAAACGUGAUUUAGUUUCUUCAGAAUCAAAAUCUGACAUCGUGAGUCAAACCAACAAACUGAUUGCACGUCAAUGGCCUUGCAUCGGAUGUGUAUAA
Molecule: messenger RNA, 585 nt
Organism: Ambispora gerdemannii
Lineage: Eukaryota; Fungi; Glomeromycota; Glomeromycetes; Archaeosporales; Ambisporaceae
Source: the annotation of a GenBank genome assembly